AUGGAAGAAUACAAAAAAUCAAUCAACGAAAUUUUUAAAGCUAUGCGUGAGUAUACAAAAGGGAAAGAAACCAAUAUUAAUGAUGUAAGUUUCAAAAUUAAAAUUAAUAAUUUAUUUUUUGUAAUUUCAGAAACACUUAAAGUUGUUGUGUCAUCUGAGGAAAAAGAGCUAUUAAAAAAUACUGAAGAAAUCCAAACCAGUAAAAAAAAGGAUACUUUACAUAAUAAUGAUUUUUUUAAAAUCAUGCAAUGUGUUGAUAUAUUAGAAUCACAAAUAAUGAAUCUCCAGUGCCAAGUCGCCGAAAACAUCCACAAAUAUGAAGAAACUUUAAAUGACACAAAAAAACUUGUAAAUAUUUCCCGUAAGUUAAAUGAAAUUCAAAACCAAAUUUGGCCGCAAUGUAAGAACAUUGAAGAAAAUUUAAAGAAAAUGGAAAAUUGUGUAUUGAAAACAAAAAGAUUCACCAGAGAGUAA
This is a messenger RNA of Strongyloides ratti, 474 nucleotides long. RefSeq lists its product as hypothetical. The record is from RefSeq and is a predicted model, not a curated record. The transcript has 2 exons. Bases 1 to 474 code for a protein of 157 amino acids. Lineage: Eukaryota; Metazoa; Nematoda; Chromadorea; Rhabditida; Strongyloididae.